CGCAGACGUGGGCUGCAUGCGUGUGACCGCCCGGCUGCAGAGCUGUCCGGUCCGCACGCCCGCUGCGCUCGCCCCUGGGCAGUGUGGCGCUUCCGAAGCACCAUGGCUGGCUUCUACAGCUGCCUGAGGGCUCCAGAUGAUACUAGUAUGGCUGAAUCACUAAGUGAAGUUUCUGGAAGUCUGGAGGUUCUGGAGGCCAGCGAGGAUGGAAAGAAGAAAUCCAAAUUUAAAGCCUUCAAGAACUUUUUUGGCAAGAAGAAGAAAAAAGAGUCUGAAGAUGCCCAGGGAGGGAGGAGGCUAAAACCAAGCUUGUCCAGCAGCAGUAUUAACAUCUCUUCUCUGGAGCCAGUUCGAGAAGGUCAGCGAACUGAGCCCAGGAUCAAGAGCAACAUGGGUAGCAAAUCCCUGUCCCAUGACAGCAUCUUCAUGUUGGAACCCGAGCCUGAAAGAUCAACCCAUCAACUCUGCCCCUCUCCAGAGCCCAAGAGAGGCAGACCUCUACAGCGAACUCAGGUUUCCCGAACUCUGCCUAGAACUGGAACUAGUAAUGUGCAUGGAGCUGUUUCUGGACUUAUGUUUGAGGCUAUGCCCCAAUAUGUGCCCAAAAGUGGAAUCUGGGUUGGAGGCUCCAAGGCCCCUGAGAUCCCAACACGGCGCCCACGCCAACCCAGCAUCAGCCCACCUCUAAUCCAAUCUGACACAAAUUCUAAUGACUUUGAAGUAAGCUCUGUUGAUGAAGAGUCACCUAAGAGCUCAUGGAGGAAAGCUUUACCACACAAUAUCUUGACAUUGAAGAAGAGCUCCUUUGAGCCCUCACCUGGACCGAUCCGCUCACAGUCGUUGACCACGUUUGCCAUGAUUGCCUCUCCUGGCAGCACUCACCUGCCCAUGAGUUUCAACACCCCGGCCACCACCAAGGGCUGUUUGGAUUCUUCAGCUGCUCGACACAAGAUGGCUUUAAACCCCCGGAAACAAAAGAAAAAGAAGAACCCUCAAACCAGUGCAAAACCAAAGCAAGAGGAGUCAAUGCUUCUACUGGUUUCUGAAGAAGAGAAGAGUACAACCAAACCAAAAGAAGCUGACCGAAAGAAGCCGAAAAAAGACAAUCCAGGUACAGGUGUCUCAGGCCUGGAACAGAGCAAGAAAACUGAAACUUACGAUAAGAAGACAGUAGAUCAGGCCGCAAGUGCAGAUGCUGCUGGGAGUCAGAGCUACCCAUUGUCAGCGGCACAUGGAAGACGAGGUGCAAAGAAAGGUUCGAGUGCUUCAGGAACUAGUGAGUGUGUGCCCAGAGGAAGAAGCUUCAAACAAUCCAGUCGAGGGCUCCGCAGUGAUAGGGCGGGAUCCCCACCUGCCAAUCAGAGUGCCAGAGAUCAUCUUCUCUGGAACCUGUCUUUGGAGCAGCAAGUUCUGGAGCAGCCCACGACUCCACAGGCAGAAAGUCCUACUCCUCAGGAGCUUCUUUCAGGUAAAGAUGCCACCAGAAAGAGAGGUGCCGGUGUCGAUUUGAAAGUCAGAAAAGUCUUGGCCUCACCAGCCACCCCGGAAGACUCGGCAGAGUCCACGGUCAGCGAUCCAUCGCCAUGCCCUGAAGCCGAGAAGCCAGCAGCCAGAGCUUCUCUGUCCACAACCCAAGAAGAUGUCAUCUUCUCAGUUGCAAUGGAGGCUCAAGUGUUUAUGGAUCCUUCUCAUAUCCAGUCAGAAAGGGAGGAAGCUUUCAGCUUUGAUUUGCAAGCCAUCAAAUUUAAAAUGGAGUCAGUUCAAGAUGUUCCAGCGGUCUGCAGAGAAAAGUCUCCCGGAAGCAUUCUGCGGGCCGUUACAGCCAGCAUCUCGGGUCCCACGAGCACUCAGGCCGAGGGGGCCGUGUCUGCAGAGAGGCUGCCUCCCAGAAGCCUCUCCUGGGUCUUGGCGGACCUCGAGGCUGAGGAGCGGUCCUCGGCUUCAGAGAGCUCCUCAGAGGAGGCCAGCGGGUCUGAGCUGCAGCUGCUUCGCGGCCGUUCGUUCCAGGCUUUGGCGAAGCCCAGAGAUGAUGACCAGAAAUUCUUCACAGAGUCGGAAAGUUCGGCUGUGGAACUGAGCAGGCCGGAGCAGCCGCUGGCUCCGCGGUAUUCUUCCCUGAUCCUGACAAUGCCCAAAGUUCAGGAAGCAUCCUCGGAUUCGGCCAGUCCCUCAGAGGGCGAGCGCGACUCGGGGCGGCACCUGGCCCUCAGGCACCCCUUGCAGUCCUUGGGGAUGCCUGAAGAUUACCUACAAGUCUUCUCAGUCUCCAAAAGCUCCGGGGACCCGAGGGCUUCAGAGGGGGAGCUGACUCCCAGAUGCGCGUCCCGGGCCUUGGGGGAGGCGGAAGGCUGGGCCUCCUCCGCCGAAUCCAACAGCUACGGCGCGAAGUACAGCAGCGCUGACGACUGGAGCACCUCGGAGGAAGAUGUGCGCCCCAGGCCCCCUGCCCAGGCCCCCGGGAAGCCCACAGACGUACUGGAGAUCCCCUCGGGUUCAAAGAGCGCCCCCGAGGACUGGGGCGUUUCCGUGGAGGGGCUCGCUCAGUCCUUUUCGAGGCCCAAGCUUCAGCAGCAAGUGUCGUCGGAGAGGAGCAGCCUGGUGGAGCCGGCGCCGGCCGGGAAGGUUGUCCCGUCCUGGCUGCACCCCCAGGCCGAGCAUCAGGCCCCCGGGGGCCGCGAGAACCCGGCUGAGGACUGCAGCAUUUCUCUGGAGCCGCUGCCCCCCAGAGUCUCCUCUAGGCCCACCGGGCAGCCCAGGAUCGAGCAACCAGUCGCCAAAGGUCCAGAAAUGGCGACUGCCGUAGGGGGCAGGGCCGCGGAGCUGCUGCCCCCGAAACAGCCUUCUCAGCCCCCGCUGAAACCCGAGCAAGCCGUCCCCGAGAGGCCCGAGCGCCCAGUCGUGGAGGGGAGCGUCUCCGUGGAGGUGGUGCCUCCCAGAGGUCCGUUCCGGGCCUUGGCGAGACCAGCCGUCGAGGAACAAGUGUUCUUGAGCGUGCCGAGCGCCCCGGUCGAAGAGAACGUCGUGGUGGAGCCGCUGCCGCUGCCCAGACAUGCUUCCCAGCGCCCGGCGCCGCUUCUGGUCCAGGGGCAGGUCCCCGCGAGCGCGGGAAGCGCCGUGCCCUUUGCUGAGCCCCAGCCUCUGCAAGUGCUUGUGCAGCCCUUGGUGCACCCCAAGGUGGAACCGGACGUGUUCUCCGGCCUGGAGGGUGCCGCCACCGAGAAGGUCAUUGCAGUGGAGCCACCGCUCCCCGAACAUUCUGCUCCUCCGUCCUUGCCGAAUCCUGAAGCCCAGCAAGAGUCAGACAACGCCGCCGAGGAGGGCGCGUCUGUGGAGCUGCCGUCCGGGUUCCCGGCCCAGCCCUCGGUGAGGCCAAAACUCCAGCCACAGCUCCCUCCUCUGGACACGGCGGGCGCUUCUGCCGCGUGCAACCAACCCGCGGGGCCGGCGUCUCCCAGGAGCGUCUUGCAGUCCUGGCAGAGCUCCCCAUUCGAGCAGCAGAGCUCUGCGAGUCUGGAGAGCGCCGCUCUGGAGUGGGGCAUUUCUCUGGAGCCACUGCCUCCCAGGAGGCCUUCUCAGACCCGGAAGAGGCGGGCGGCGGCCCGAGCCGCCUCCCGGGAAUCCAGGAGCCUUGCGGCCCGAGAACGGAGCUCUCCGGUGGAGCCAAAGCCUCCCAGAGGCGCUUCCCUGACCCCAGGGAGCGCAAAAGUCAAGCAGCCGUCCUGGGCAGUUCCAGAGGGCUCCACGGCCCAGAAGGGCGGUUCUAUGGAGCAGCUCCCUCCAAGAAUGUCUUCUCAGUCCCUGACCAAAUCAGUGAGCAAGCAGCAGGUGUCCUGGGCAAUUCCAGAGGGUUCCGUGGCCCAGAAGGGCGGUUCUAUGGAGCAGCUCCCUUCCAGAAUGUCUUCUCAGACCCUGACCAAAUCAGUGAGCAAGCAGCAGGUGUCCUGGGCAGUUCCAGAGAGCUCUGUGGCCCAGAAGGGCAGUUCUAUGGAGCAGCUCCCUCCAAGAAUGUCUUCUCAGACCCUGACCAAAUCAGUGAGCAAGCAGCAGGUGUCCUGGGCAAUUCCAGAGGGUUCUAUGGAGCAGCUCUCUUCCAGAAUGUCUUCUCAGACCCUGACCAAAUCAGUGAGCAAGCAGCAGGUGUCCUGGGCAAUUCCAGAGGGUUCUAUGGAGCAGCUCUCUUCCAGAAUGUCUUCUCAGACCCUGACCAAAUCAGUGAGCAAGCAGCAGGUGUCCUGGGCAAUUCCAGAGAGCUUUGUGGCCCAGAAGGGCGGUUCUAUGGAGCAGCUCCCUCCAAGAAUGUCUUCUCAGUCCCUGACCAAAUCAGUGAGCAAGCAGCAACCAUCCUGGGCAGUUCCAGAGGGUUCCGUGGCCCAGAAGGGCAGUUCUAUGGAGCAGCUCCCUCCAAGAAUGUCUUCUCAGUCUCUGACCAAAUCAGUGUGCAAGCAGCAGCCGUCCUGGGCAGCUCCAGAAGGCUCCAUGGCCCAGAGGAGUGGUUCUACUGAGCAGCCCCCUCCCAGAGUGUCUUCUCAGCCUGAGACCAAACCAGUGGGCAAGCAACCAGCCUCGGCAGCUCCAGAGGGCUCUGUGGCCCAGAGGAGCAGUUCUACUGAGCAGCCCCCUCCCAGAAUGUCUUCUCAGCCCCUGACCAAACCGCUGGGCAAGCAGCUGGCUCCUGCAGCUCUGAAAAGCGCUGCCAUUGAGGGGGUUGCUUCUACAGAGAGAGGGCCUUCCAGGCAGCCUUCCCAGCCUCCCACCAGAUACAAAGUCCAGCAAAUGUCAUCAACUUUUGAGAAUGCUGUCCAGGUAGCCAUUUCAGGGAAGUCAGUGCCUUCCAAACAAGCUCCCCAGCCCUUGGGGAGGUCUAAGGUUCAGGAGCUGUCCUCACGUCUAGAGAUCACUGCUGCUGAAGGAGGCAAGUCUAAGAAAGCUUCAGUGUCCAGGCAGCCUUCCCAGUCAUUUGUGAAGUUUAUGGCAGAACAGGUCUUUUCAGAGAGGCCCACUGCUGAGGGGAGAAGCCCUAGGAAUCCUCCACCUGCAAAUCAACCUUCCAAACCUCUGCUGAGGUCAAAAGUCCAGUACCAAGCUUUCUCAGAGCUGGAGAAUGCCAGUACCAAGGGAGGCACUUCUUCGAAGCUACUGCCUAUGCCACCACACCCUAUACAGCCCUCUGGGAAGCCUGAAGGCCCAAAAGAAGUUCUCUCACAUCCAGAGAGUGCCCCCCUGAAGUGGGGCCGUUCCAAGGAUCAGCUGCCCCCCGGACACCUUUCCCAGGCACUGGGAAAGCUGGAGUACCAGCAAGGGAUCUCCUUUUCUGUCUCUCAGAGCUCUCAUGAAGAACGGAAGAGUUCUCAAGGGCAGCUGCCUUUCAGAGGCCCUCCCCAAGCCAAAGAGGGGGCCAAAUUACAGCCACAGCUUUUCUCAACAGGCCCAGUGAGUGUACCUGUAAAGCGGAGCAGGUCUGAGGAGCCUCAGCCUCCCAGACACCCUCGUCAGGCUUUUGCAGGCCCUGAAUAUCAGCCACAGGGUCGUUCAGGUCCAGUGUGGGCCGCCUCCACUGAGGGAACCAUCUCUGAGGGCGGUUCUGACAGCUGGUCACAACCAAAAGGCCCAGCUUCUCCAAACAAAGCCAAGAAACAUAAACAAGGCUCUGAAGACCCCAUCAAGAAUAUCCUGACCUUUGCUACCAAACCAGUGAAGUUCACUACUGCUCCUGCCAAGCAGGUGCCCACUUUGGGGGGCACUGUCUCUAAGGAGGAGGGUCUUGAGGGCAGCAAUCAAAAUAACAGCCAUCCAAAUGUGUCCACCACUAGGGCUAGUGUGGAAAACCUUUUUGGAGUUCGCCUGAGAAAGGUCCCUUCCUUGAAGAAGUACAAGAGGGAGAAACAAGAUGAUCUUACCAAGCUUUCUUCAUUCUUCUUGGGCCCAGUUUCAUCUUCGGCAGGUAAAGAACAGCGAAUCAGAAGUGCUUCCCAGGGGCUCCUGGGCACCGCACAGUACCUCACCUACCCAUUUGAAGUUGCAGAAAAGCAACAGAGCAGGCCCAAAUCUGAAUGCUUCAUCAAGAAGCAACCUGCUUACAAGGUCCCAGGAAAGGCUCCUGGUCGACAGGCAGAUUAUGGCACCUUCGAGCCAGCUUGGAUAACCAUGGUAAAGCAGAGGCAGAAGAGUUCCCAGGUCUAUGUUCCUAAGAAAGAGGCAAAAACCAAGAACAAAGCUGGAGCCAGGGCUGAGGCCAAAGAGCCUAGAGGGGUAGAACCUCCCUACAAAUCACUCCAAAAGGGAGCUGGCCUUGCAAAUGAAAACCAACCCAGAAAGAUUUUUACUUCUGUUGUCAAUAAACAGGAGAAGAUGGCACAGAAGAAGCUGUCCAUCAAGUCCAUCAAAGCAGGAUUUGAAGAUCCGAAGAUAGUUCAAGUGCCUGCAGUGGAAAAAGAAACCAGGCGAUCUUCAACUCUCCCAGCUGUGCUCCAAGAGCCAGCACAGCCAGAUGAGCCAGUUUGGUUCUCCCUGGCCAAGAAGAAAGCCAAAGCUUGGAGCCAUAUAGCAGAAAUCAUGCAAUAAAUAGCUCCUGGGCGGAGCUUCAGCAUUUCAAAUGAUCGUUGCCAAUAGCUUCAUUAAUGCCAUGUAGUGAUUUAUUUACCAUAACCACUUUUUAUUAACCAAAAGACCCUUCAACUAAAGCUAACAAUUAUUUGAAUGUAACAAAUGCCAUGAAUGCCUAACUUUUAGUACAGUCACUGCCAACAUUUGACAACCUAGCAUCUCCUCUAUAAAAACUGGAAAAUGCACAGCUAUAGAACUGGGAAAUCUUUAACUUUGGACAAUGAAUGAAUUUUAGAAGAGAGAAAGCAAAAACGUUUUGUGGGAGUAACAAAGAGGGGUUGGUCAUUUCCCUUGAUCAAAUAAAUUAAUUUGAAUGGAAAUGGCCAAAUGAUUUGGCCCAAGGAUUGGCUUUUAGGUUUUAUGAGCCUGGUUAAAUGCUUCAGUUCUUUGGUUGCUGCUUCAAGCUUCACAGAAGACCCUGAGAAGAGGUGGUGGAAGUAAAAAUUCUGGGUCUUCAAGAAAAGUUUCACACAGCUAGUCCCCUGAUUAGCCAUUGCCUUUUGAGACACCACCUUGGUAUCCCUGGAGCCCCCCAAUGCCUCUUAUAGAAAGCCCUCUCUGAGCAUGCCCUGCACCACCAGCCUGGCAGCAGUAAGCACCUCCCUACGAGGCUGAACAUUUCCCAGGGAUUAUAGGGCUCCCCUAGAUGGCUAAUUCAUCAGUGCUUGAUCUCUUGCCCCAAUGCCACUGUGACUCUCUAGGUGCUGAGAAAUGUACUGGAAUGGCAUAUAUAUCUUGUUUUUUUUUUUUUUUAACAAGCUUUAACUUUUUUAGCAGCUUUAACAGGGAACCUCCACAUGCCCAGUUUCUUGUCUGUUCCCUCAGCAGCCUCUGUUUCAAAAGAUUUCAACCCAAAGCAAGACCACAACCCCAAAGCCAUAGAACAAUUAACUUUCUGCAAACUAGAAGCCUUAGGUGCUCAAAUCAGCCUAGCUUCUCCCUGCCCUCAUUCCUGGAGCUACACACCUCACACAAGUUACUAGGCUAGACAGGUCCCCACCCCACCUCCCCGGCUACCCCGUCCCCCAUGAACCACUCUCGCAAGUCCUUUCCUUCUAAUUCAUCCUGCAAACACACCAAACACCAACGGAGGCUUCCUUUGGGUGCCCGGACAUACCUAGCUCAUUUCCUUAGGAGACCCAGAAGCGUCUUGCUCUACCUUUCACUGUGUCUGCUUCUGUCACUACAGGGCCACUUUGCUAAAACAGAAAUGUAAGCCGAGACAACUAACUGUGCCUUUAAAUUCUGAGUGGGGUGCUGCCUCCUGCAAACAGAUUCACUGAGGCAGUGAGGUGCCAGAGCUAAUUUGAACCCGUGGUGCUUGGUUUUGCUGGGGAUGCUUUAACGUGACUUUGUACGAUCAUAUGCUGGAUUUUGCAUUUUCUUUAUAAAGCAUCUAUUUUUUUCCUGAUACUGUAUCUUUGCCGUUCUAAUAAUGCUGGGUUUUUGAUUGAUUGGAUUUGAUUUCCUUUGUACUUCCACAGUGAACAGUUGAUUUAGGUAGAUGCCCUUUACCCAGGUGAUCCCCAUAAUUAGUUGUAACACCUCCCCUACCCCCUUCCCUCAGAGUAGACCCCCAUUAGCUUUUUCUCACUUUGAGAGCUCUUCAUUAAUAAUUUCUUUUCCACAGCUAACACAACUGUUUUUAAGUUAUGAAGUUAAGUUUUUAACACCUAAAUGCGCAUUCUAACAAGUUUUCACCCUCCUUCAGCGUUCUUGAUUUUUAGUAUGUAUCUGCAAAGCAAAUAAAGUCAAUAAAGCUUGUUCCAUAGUC
Messenger RNA from Canis lupus familiaris (dog), 8377 nucleotides. RefSeq names its product KIAA1210. Lineage: Eukaryota; Metazoa; Chordata; Mammalia; Carnivora; Canidae. The record is from RefSeq and is a predicted model, not a curated record. The coding region runs from base 103 to 6561 and encodes 2152 amino acids. The transcript has 12 exons.